Biomphalaria glabrata is the source of this 411-nucleotide messenger RNA. RefSeq lists its product as uncharacterized. The transcript has 2 exons. Lineage: Eukaryota; Metazoa; Mollusca; Gastropoda; Planorbidae. The coding region runs from base 1 to 411 and encodes 136 amino acids. The record is from RefSeq and is a predicted model, not a curated record.
AUGAAUGAGCCAGACAUUCUAGAUGAACCAGACAUUCUAGAUGAGCCAGACAUUCUAGAUGAGUUAGACAUUCUAGAUGAGUCAGACAUUCUAGAUGAACCAGACAUUCUAGAUGAGUCAAACAUUCUAGAUGAAUCAGACUUUCUAGAUGAGUCAGACAUUCUAGAUGAGUCAGACAUUCUAGAUGAGCCAGACAUUCUAGAUGAGCCAGACAUUCUAGAUGAGCCAGACAUUCUAGAUGAGUCAGACAUUCUAGAUGAGCCAGACAUUCUAGAUGAGUCAGACAUUCUAGAUGAGCCAGACAUUCUAGAAGAGCCAGACAUUCUAGAUGAGCCAGACAUUCUAGAUGAGCCAGACAUUCUAGAUGAGCCAGACAUUCUAGAUGAGCCAGACAUAGCAAGCUAUACUUAA